AUGACUCCUGGUCCUCUGGAAGGCCUUGAAGAGCCUGAGGCCUCUGACGCCAUGGCCGCGCAGGACUCGAGCCAGCUUGCGGAUUCCGCCUUGGACGAACUACACACUGCCAACGAUGCCGUUCCAAAAACUCGAGAAUCUAAAGGCCCAGAAGCCCCUCAGGAGGCUUUCACAUCUACAGGAUCCGAGACUUUCCAGAUUGUCCCCCCAAUUGUCCCAAAUCCGAAUGAUUACGAGUACCUCCCAGGUCAUUUCGCAGCGCGCCGAAUCUUAGAGAUCGACUCAUCGAACGCUGAGAGGCCUCUUUAUACUGUGCGUCUCCAAAGCGGAGAGUGUGAAACUAUGACCUACAAUCGAUUCAUGAAUUUAGAAAACAGCACCAAGGCUCUAGACCAAUACAACCAAGACUCUGACUCGGAUGAUGAUAUCAUGUUGAUUGGCCGAAGACCUGUUUCUUACAAACUUUUCCAUGCCGGUGAUGGACCGGCAUCCGACGAUACGUACUCUGACAAUCGAACUCGGCGCAAACUCAGCCGUUCAGCUACUCGUGGACGAUACUCGGAGUUUUUCCAAACCGAACCAAGCUCGACAGCCCGAGAAGAAAGCUCCGCUGAUGAGAUUAUCGAUGCUCUGCCUCACACCAGAAAUCUGAGACAAGGCGCCAGACGGGCCGGAAAGCGAGGACUCAGGCAAAGGCCAAGACAAAGCCUUCGAUCAUCCCGUUCUUCGUCCUCGGACGAUUAUUAUGCUACGGUCAAACCUACACGAGUAUCGGCGCGUGAUAGAAAAUCUCUCCGACAGAAUUUACGGGAACGUCACGAGGACGAUGUUUCGGAACUUGCAAGUGACGCCCCUAAGGAGCAAAGAUACACUGGAGCCAGAGAGAUUUUUCAAAUCAUCUCGCACGACGACGUGUUCCGGCAACGCCACUUUGCUUGCUGCGAUACUUGCAGUUACUACGAAGAUGAUUCGGUAAAGGGGCCCUUAGUCUUUUGCCAAGGCUGCAGCACAUCAUACCAUCAAACUUGCCUUGGCCCGCGGCACAGUCGAGAACACCUUGUGACAAAGAUCGGUGAUGGUCACUUCAUUCUACAGUGCCGCCGCUGUCUUGGCAUUUCUCACCAAAAACAUGACAUCUCUCCACAUUUGGGCAAAUGCGCGAAUUGCCAUGAGCUGGGUCCUAUGUCGCAGCCUUUGCGACAGCGUCUCACCGCCAAGGAGGAGCAGCAGCAGCGUGUCGCUAAUGAUGGUGUGGACCCCGUCACCCUAGUUGAUAUGACUCGUGUGAACAACAUCGACAAUCUCCUGUUCAGAUGCACCGGUUGCCAUCGGGGCUUCCACGUGGAAUGUCUUAAGCCGAUGGCAGAUAUCGAUAAAUUUGAUAACUUCCCGGAUUACAGUGUCCACUGGCAAUGCCAGGACUGCUCCAAUGCGCCGGGUGAAAUUCAGGAGAUUCUUGCCUGGCGUCUUCUCGAACGCGAAUCUAUGGGAUCGAAUAUUCCCCACUCUGAGAUUGUCCCGGAAGUUAAGAAAGAGUAUCUAAUCAAGUGGAAACGCAAAUCUUACUUCCGGGUCGCUUGGAAGCGAGGGGACUGGGUCUAUUGCGUUAGUAAUCCUACUACGCGUCGAUCCUUUUUUAUGUCAGACAGCGCUCGAAAGCCAACUUGGACAACAGAAGAUGCAGUUUCUGAGGACAAAUUGCGGGUUGACAUUGUCUUUGAGGUGGCAUACCGGGAAGAUAUCGCCGAGAAAGACAAGUCUAACCCUGAGACGGUCAAAGAGGCCUAUGUCAAAUACAAAGGCCUUAAUUACGAGGAUACAGUAUGGGAGAAGCCACCCGAUCCAAACGAAGCAAUCGACAAAGAUCGAUGGAAGGACUUCUCGACUGCUUUCAAUGACUGGCUGGUCCGAGGCGAUAUUUCAAUUCCAGACCAAAACAAACUCAAUGAAAGGUUGGCCCUGAUUCGGACCCAGGACUUCGAGCAAGAUCUGGUGAUGCACACCCAAUCCGAUUUGAUCUCUGGUGGUGACCUCAUGGCAUAUCAACUGGACGGUGUGAACUGGCUUUACUACAUGUUUGUCAAGCAGCAGAAUGCCAUUCUGGCGGAUGACAUGGGCCUUGGAAAGACCAUACAGGUCAUCGGUCUGCUCACGGUCCUCAUUCAAAAACACUCAUGCUGGCCUUUUUUGGUAGUAUGUCCAAAUUCGACCGUUCCAAAUUGGCGACGUGAGAUCAAGAACUGGGCACCAAGCCUUCAAGUCGUCACUUAUUUCGGCUCUCGAUAUUCGCGCCAGAUGGCCAGAGAUUACGAAAUGUUCCCACAGGGCGGAAAAAAUCUCCAUUGCCAUGUUGUAAUUGCUUCAUACGAAAGCAUGAUCGAUGAUGACACAACAAAGGUUCUUAACAAGGUUCCAUGGGUAGGAUUGGUGGUGGAUGAGGGACAACGUCUGAAAAAUGACAGAUCUCAGCUCUACGAAAAGCUCUGUCGCAUGAAGUUUGGGUUUAAAGUCCUUCUCACGGGAACUCCUCUCCAGAAUAACAUUCGGGAGCUUUUCAAUCUACUCCAGUUUCUUGAUCGAGACAAAAAUGCAGAAGAAUUGGAAGAGGAAUACAGAUCCCUUAAUUCAGAGAAGAUCCGGGCCCUUCAUGAAAUGAUCCGCCCGUUCUUCCUUCGUCGCACCAAAGCCGAGGUUCUGCCUUUCUUGCCUCCAAUGGUACAGAUCAUCGUUCCCGUCUCAAUGUCUCUGGUGCAGAAGAAACUGUACAAAUCAAUUCUUGGAAAAAAUCCUCAAUUGAUCAGAGCCAUCAUCAAGAAACAGACCGGCCAAAUUAGAAAGCAGGAUCGGCACAAUUUGAACAACAUCUUGAUGCAACUCCGGAAAUGCCUCUGCCAUCCUUUUAUUUACAACCGGGCCAUCGAGGAGUACACCAGUGAUUCCGACAAGGCACAAAGGCACUUGGUGGAGGCCUCUGGGAAGCUUCGAUUGCUCAACCUGAUGCUGCCAAGGUUGCAGGAGCGCGGACAUCGGGUUUUGAUUUUCAGCCAGUUUUUGGAAAACCUUGAUGUGAUGGAAGACUUCCUCCACGGCCUGGGCCUAAACUACGGCCGGCUAGAUGGCAGGCUAUCCGCUAAAGACAAACAGCAACAAAUCGAUCAAUUCAAUCAGCCCAAUUCUCCGAUGUUUGCCUUCCUACUAUCAACUCGAUCGGGCGGAGUGGGAAUCAAUCUUGCUACCGCCGACACAGUCAUCAUCAUGGACCCUGAUUUCAACCCCAAGCAGGAUAUGCAAGCCUUGUCGCGAGCCCAUCGAAUUGGCCAGCAAAAACCUGUCCUUGUUUUCCACUUGACAACUCGUGCUUCGGUGGAGGAGAAAAUUAUGUUGAAGGGCAAGAAGAAGCUGGCGCUCGAUCAUGUGCUUAUCGAUCGCAUGGAGGCCGAUGAGGAUGAAGAGAAUCUAGAGUCAAUACUUCAACACGGUGCAGCAUCUCUGUUUGAUGAUGAUGAUUCGGGUGAUAUCCACUACGAUUUGCCGUCCAUUGAUAGAUUGCUGGACCGCAGUCAAGCUGAGAAAGCAGAGCAAAGUGCCACCGAUGAUUCUGGCCAAACGGACCAGCCGAAGUUUAAUUUUGCACGCGUCUGGCAGAAUGAUCGAGGCACCUUGGAAGAGGUCGCCGAGGAGACCGAAGAGAUCACAGCUGCCGAUGUCACUGCCUGGGAAGAAAUUCUUCGCGAGCGUGAGCGCGAUGCCAAUGAAGAGGCAUCUUCGAACAUGGAAGGUCUGGGCCGCGGUAAGCGCAAGCGAGCCACGAUCAACUACCAGAAUACCCGAGAGGAAGAAGCCGGAGAUCACGAGAUCCCCGAGUCCUCGCCUGUCAAGCGGCGGGGCAAAUCACGCAGUAACGAUGACAGUGAUGCCGAGUUCCAAGAGGGUGGAUCGGAAAGCGACUCGGCGGACGACGAGGAUGCAGGCGCAGAUCCCAUGGAUUUGGGCCUGGAUAGCGGGAUGCCUCCGAGGCCGAAAGCUCGUCCCUUCGAGCGCGUGCAGGUGCCGCCACAUGCGAUGCCGUCUCAUUUCGAUGGCGCUAUGGAUCCCCAGUCUUACAUGCAGACCGGUCCGAAAUGCCUUGCAUGCGGCGAGCCUCAUUAUCCAGGCCUUUGUCCACUAAAGCGGGCGGGUGUUGAACACUGUCCCCUUUGCGGCUUGGCACACUUUGGAAAGCGCCGCGCCUGUCCGCAUUUACGAUCGCCAAUUCAAAUUCAACGCAUGCUGGGGGCGCUUUCACAGAGCAAAGAAGACCCAAAGCUUGUCGCCAUGGCUACAAAGUACCUGAGAGUUAUCCUCACAAGCGAUGCACAGCGCCAGAGGUUGAAGGCAGCAAUGGCUGCGGGUGCUGUUCAUCAACCCGAGUCUACUCAGGGAGCUACAGCAUCUACUCUACAUGCUCCUCCUACAAGUACCUCUGUAUCCGCGCGGGUUCCUCAACGGGGUCUUCCUCCCGCCGCGCAACAUCUCGGGGGCGAAUCAGCUCAUUAUGACGUUACUGGCCAUGAUUCUUCCAUUGUUGUCUCGAACAACACCAAGCCCAAGCCCUCUCCUGUUCGGACUUCCACGGGCCCUGUCACGAAGCAGCUCCCUCUCCAGUAG
Molecule: messenger RNA, 4647 nt
Organism: Penicillium maclennaniae
Lineage: Eukaryota; Fungi; Ascomycota; Eurotiomycetes; Eurotiales; Aspergillaceae
Exons: 2
Coding region: 1-4647 (1548 amino acids)
Biological process (GO): negative regulation of transcription by RNA polymerase II; chromatin remodeling
Cellular component (GO): chromatin; nucleus
Molecular function (GO): histone binding; chromatin binding; ATP binding
Source: RefSeq, a predicted model, not a curated record